AUGGCUAAUCGAUGGAAAUAUAUGGGACAUGAAAUUGGGGGUUGGGUUGCAACAAAUCCUGAACCUGUCCAAAAACUUGUUUAUCAACUUGAUAAAUAUAAAUGGACUGGUAAUGGACAAUAUGCACGUUUACCUCAACAUUAUAAACAACGUGCUAUUGAACAUCUAUAUGGAGAUAAAGAAGAUGUACACGAGGUACGAGAUAGACGAAAAUUUAUUGUUAAUCAUGAGACUGGUGUUUGGACUCGUACAAAACAUGUACCUGUCACUGUUGUACCAACAGUACAAGCUGAUAAAGGUUUAUGGGGUGGUGAAGGUGUAUUAAUUGGUUAUGAAGAUCGUGUAGUUGUUAAUGAUUAUCAUCGAUGUUUGAUUUCAGUGCCUAAAUUAAUGAAAUUAGUUUUCUAUAGUGAAAUUCUUGAUCAACAUUAUGCUAUUUGUGUUACACGACGUACAGUUACAAAAAUUGAAGAAGCUACAACAUUGGAUCAUUAUAUUCUUAAAACUCCUCUUCAAGAUCUUAAUUCAAAAUUUGGUUUUGAUCUUCGUCGACAAAUGUUACAUAAAUUAAUUAAUAAUGGUGAAGAGCUUUGGUCAAAUGAUUCACAGAAAAAAUCAAUUAUCUAUGACAGAUAUAAACAAUAUCAAGUACCUAAAGAAGAAAUUGAUUGGAUUGGUUUAUUACCUGAUGAAGCAUUAGAAAAAUUAGAAAGAGAAGAUGAUGAAAAAUAUGAACAAUCAGUUCGUCCAUGGAAAGAAUUAUUUCGUGAGUCAUUAAUUACAGAACUUUCUCGACGACAACGAAAUAAUGAACCAAUUGAUAUAACACCAAUUUCAUCAAAACCAAAACCAACAACCUUAAAAGACAAAGUUAUUAAUAAACUAUGGGGAUCCUAA
Molecule: messenger RNA, 897 nt
Organism: Adineta steineri
Lineage: Eukaryota; Metazoa; Rotifera; Eurotatoria; Adinetida; Adinetidae
Source: the annotation of a GenBank genome assembly